GUUCUAGUAAAAACAACAGAACAGAGAACAACAGGCUGAAUAGGUGUUAAUAUGUUAACAUAACAUAUGAACAGUUAUGUUCUGUUGUUUAUGCUAUAAUUAACUGAAUAAGUUUACCAAACUCACUCAGUCUCAUUCCAACUCACUAAAUCCAUUGAAUUCUUUCUCUGUGUCACUUCUGCACAACCUCCGGAGGUAAAUCAUAAAUUCAUGAGGUAAACAGAGCGCCACUUCCUCUUCUGUGUAACUGUCGUCAGGCUCAGCAUCAGUUCCAGUUAGAAUUAUUCCAGCCUUUCUGAAUCCACAGGAUGGUUUCGAUUGUCACUGAAGUUCAGGCUUUGUCGAUUCAUCCAGUGACUUCCAGGAAAGUUACAUGGUGCACCCGCCCGGUUACCAUGAAGCUGUACUCUCCAUCCCCGCUUUCCGCCAGUCAACCACAAGUCGCAAGUCUCGCUCACUCCAAACUUUCUUUCUGCCGCUCGAUUACUGUUUUCGGCUGAAUAUUUCACUAUUUACAGUGAGACAGCAGCUUUUUCUACAGGAGGCAUGUAGUAGAGUGCGAAGUGACAGUGGUACAGGAGUAAAAGUAAUACUAGAUACUGACACAUGAGCCUAGAGCGCCCUCUCAUGGCUGUCUGUCUGAAAGUUUUAACAUAUAAGUCACACCAGGACCACCCAAAACAUGAAAAAAAGUGCAACUUAUAGUCUGAAAAAUACAGUAUAAAAAUGGCAUCAAUGAUUAUUUGGUGUAUUUUCUGUUACUAUAAUUUAAACCCUGUGUAUGUUUUACAGGUGCUGAUUGUUGUCAACUAAGUGAUCUGUUCAUUACAACUCCACGUCAAAUGGAGGCUCUGAGUGGCUCUUGUUUACAGAUCCCAUGCACCUAUACUGCUCCAUUCAAAUACAUAAAGAAAGCAUUCCCUGCCACUGGCAUGUGGUUUAAACAGAAUUAUGUGUAUGGUACAAGUUCAGCGUUUUCAGUCAGUGGAAACCCCAAUAUGUCUUAUCCUAUGAAUUUCACUGGGGAUCUGAAAAACAAAGAUUGCAAUACAAUGUUUUAUAAUUUAAGCCAAAGCCAUGAAGACAUAUAUUACUUUGGAUUAGUAACAGAAUUCUUUACAAACAUAGCUGUUUUUAACCAUCUUCAAAUAACAGUCAGAGACUUUCCCAGGAGCCCCACAAUCGAAGUCUCUGGUAAUCAGACAGAGACAGAGGUGCUGACUAUAACCUGCUCGGCUGUCACUCCCUGUCCACUCGCCCCUCCUCUCCUCACAUGGGACCCCCACCAAGACACUGCCCACAUCACAGAAACCAACGCAGACCGGACCCUUACCACUAAAAUCACACAGAACAUCAGUGUGACAGACGCCCAUGAUGGACUUGUGAUAAAGUGUAACGCGUCGUAUCCUGUGAGGCGAGGAUUCAAAAUGUCCAGCAGUAAUGUCACCCUCAGUGUCUCAUAUGGCCCAAAAGACACCUCUGUUGCGGUCAGUCCGUCCGGUCCACUGUCAGCAGGUGAGUCAGUGGCGCUGAGCUGCUCCAGCAGAGCCAAACCUCCUGUCCACCUCUUCACCUGGUUCAGACACAGUCCAAAGGGAGCAGCCCGAGUGAGCCAGGGACACACGUACAGCUUCAACUUCACUCAAGACGGACAGUACUAUUGUGUGGCCUCAAAUACACUGGGAAACGAAACAUCUGCGGUCAUUACACUGAGUAAAACAGAACCUGGUGUUGUGAGUUGGAUUGGCCCCUACAACGUCGUGAAGCUCUGUGGAAUUAUACUGCUCUACGGCUCCCUGGUCCUUUUUGAAUGCUGGUUUAGAACAACUUAUGCAAAGAAACAGGAACAGAGACCAGAUGCAAAUGUCCGCAGUGCCAUUCCAAGUCAAUCUUAAAACUUGUUUUUUUAAAACUGGCUUAUGUUGUAUUUUAUCAUACACCUGCAAACCAAUACAUACUAGAGUCGGCUUAUAUUGAAUAGUGCUUAUGCAUUUAUAUGGCAGAAAGUUAGUGCAGUUUAUAGUAGGUCUAAGUAGGGCUGGGUACUGAAGCUUGGUUGCAAGUGGGAAAGAACCAAAAAGAUUCAGUAAGUACUGCUACCGAAAAAACUAACAUCCCAACUUUUGGUUCUUUGGCUUUACAUGUCCACAUCAAUGAGCCACGAACAGAGUUCCCACUCUUUUUCACUGAGAACAUUUCAAAACUUUUCCAUGACUUUUUCAUGACCUAAAGUAAAUUUUCCAUGACUUUACGGCACCUACAUGUGUAGAAUUUAUCAUACUUUUAGGGCUAGAUAUGAAAUGUUAACCCUUUCCACGCACCUUAUGGUUUGGGAUAGUAGUUUUUUAACAUUGAAAAUCCUAUCAGUGCAUUUAUUGUUGUCUCUUUUAAACAAAAGGCACAUACCUUCAGAAAUAAUAAUGGUCUAAUGAGAACUUAACAGAACGCUGUAGUUGUGUCAAAGACAUACUGAAAUUCCAUGACUUUUCCAAAACUUUCAUUAAAUUUACAAAAUCCCAUGACUUUUCCAAGCCUGGAAAUUACAUUUUUAAUUUCCAUGACUUUUCCAGAAUUUCCAUGACCGUGGGAACCCUGCAGUAAACACACCAAUUUAUCAAUACGUGUAGUUAAUAAGAUUAACUGAGAUUCAGGAGCAGGACCACGCCUCCUGACCACACACACUGACAAAAAUUUGGUUAAAUAAAACAAAAGUAAUGUGGCAGUACAACAUAAAAACUGAAAUGAAAUUCCUUUUCUUUCUCUCUUCCUUUUUUUCUCUCCCAUUUUUCCUAUACUUAAACUAAUAUUAUUUUCACCAUCAUCAUUUCCUUUCAUCAUCUUUUACUAUUUAUUACAAACUCAAAGCAUCAUUUUAAAGACAUUUUCCCUCCCUCAUUUUUAAAUAAACAUUUUUAAUCCCUAUACUUAAACUGAAUUAACAUAGUUAUAACAUAAUUCAAUGAUUGAAAAGUAUUUUAUUAAUAAUAUUGGCUAUUAAUUUACAUUUUAAAAAAUACAGGCUCCAAAAAAGGAUCGUUCAGGAACCAGUAUCGGUAUUAUUAAAGUACUGGUAUCGAAAAUAAUAAUAAUAAUAAUAAUCAAGCGGUACCCAGCCUUAUGUUAUUCCUGAGUCAAACUCUUCUAAUUUGUCAAGAACUAAUUCCAGCCUGAUGAAGAAGCUCUGAAGACUGUGUUGGCUCACUCGUGCCAUCACUGAUCACACAAAGUUAACGUUAUCUUUGAUUUUCUGCUCUUGUUAUAUGAAAUAAACUCUAAGUGUAAAUAAAA
This is a messenger RNA of Boleophthalmus pectinirostris (great blue-spotted mudskipper), 3288 nucleotides long. Its product is annotated as vascular cell adhesion protein 1-like. The transcript has 6 exons. The coding region runs from base 843 to 1895 and encodes 350 amino acids. The record is from RefSeq and is a predicted model, not a curated record. NCBI's taxonomy places the organism in Eukaryota, Metazoa, Chordata, Actinopteri, Gobiiformes, Gobiidae.